AUGUCGGUUUCUAGUACCGCUGCUGCCGCGAUGGCCAGUCUAGCAUCUCGUAUGGCUGCUUUGGAAAAUGAAUUAGACAUGGUAGACAAAGAAAUGACUGAUGAUCUUGAUGAUUAUACGGUCUCUAAUUCUCAAAAAGAGAAAAUGCAACCUGAUGAACAUCUUGAUUACUAUUCUGAUCAAAGUUCACCAUUGAAUGGUUCUUUAGACAAUUUUUCUACUUCUACUUCAAUUUCUCGUCAUUCUGACCUUACAAAAUCUGUUCAAGAUUUUUCUCAACCUACAGAGACAAAUGGUCAUCUUAGUAAUAGUAUUUCAUCAAAUUAUGCUUCUCGUACUCCUUCUUACGAUAUAAGUCGAAUAAGUCGAAGUAGUAAUAAUACGUUAGAUGAUUCUAUAAAAGCACAACUUGAAAAAAAGCAUGCAGAAGAACUUGAAAAAGCUAGACAAGAAUUAGAAAAUACUAGAAAUAAACAUUGGAGUGAAUUACAAAAAUCUAAAAAUGAACUUGCUGAACAAAAUAAUGAAAAUGAACCUGAAAUAACGAAUCUUUCUCAGUUGAAUAAUCAAGUUAAAUCUGAGCUUAAUACAUUAAAAGAUAACUUUGAAAAUGAAAAACGUUCGAUUAUUCAACAACAUGAAAAUGAUAAACGUUCGAUUAUUCAACAACAUGAAAAGGAAAAAGAUUCUUUAUUAUCUGAACAUUCUAAAAAAUUUAGUAAUCUAUCAAAAUCACAUGAAGAUACCGAAUCAAAAAUAAAUCAAUUAUUGCUUCAACAUGAAACCGAGAAAAAAGAUCUAGAAAGUAAACUAGUGAAUCUACAUCGAUCAGAAAAAGAAAAACUUUUAGCAGAAAUAAAAAAGAAAGAAGAGUCUGAGGCAAAUUGGAUUUUAUAUAAGAAAAUUGCAUUAUUUGAAGAUUAUGCGCUUAAAGUACUUAAUGUAAUUCAUAUUCAAGAAUUUUUUGACGAG
Messenger RNA from Scutellospora calospora, 972 nucleotides. The record is from the annotation of a GenBank genome assembly. Lineage: Eukaryota; Fungi; Glomeromycota; Glomeromycetes; Diversisporales; Gigasporaceae.